This is a messenger RNA of Anolis carolinensis (green anole), 2452 nucleotides long. RefSeq names its product zinc finger protein 24. The record is from RefSeq and is a predicted model, not a curated record. The transcript has 5 exons. Bases 1373 to 2038 code for a protein of 221 amino acids. Lineage: Eukaryota; Metazoa; Chordata; Lepidosauria; Squamata; Anolidae.
CCUCGCCCUUGGGCCGUGAAGGGUCCUUCCAGAAAUGGGCCAAUGGGGAUCGGCCUGGUCUCUCCGCGUCACCAGUCUCCGGGCAGCCUCGCCCUGGCCUUCCCGCCCGCGGGUCAUGUGACGGGCUGAGUGACCGUUGGGAAGGCCGAGGCCUGAGCCGGGAGCGAGGGGGGAGGGGCGGGGAGGGGCGGGGCCUGCCUUCUUCCUUCCUUCCUUCCUUCCUUCCUUCCUUCCUUCCUUCCUUCCUUCCUUCCUUCUCUCCGAGCCCGAGCCUGCGGCCUCGUCCUCCGCCUCGUCAGUCCUGGUGAGUCUCGUUGCCAGGCCUCCUCCCGAGGGCCCAAGAGGAGCCAAGGCCCAAGGGAGGGAGGGAGGGAGGGAGGGGAGGCCGAGGAGGGCCCGGGCCUGGCCCACUCCCAGGCGGGCCUUCCUCUCUCGUUCUCUCCCUGGGAACACAGGCCACCACCGCUCUCUCUCUCUCUCUCUCUCUCUCUCUCUCUCUCAGCCAGGCCUGGGCAAGCUCCGGGCCUCCCUCCGGGGCGGGGUUUUGGACUCCAACUCCCAGAAGGCCUCCCCUCAGGCCCCGCAGGCCUCCCCUUCACCUCCACCUCAAGACUGCGGAGAGAGAGAGAGAGAGAGAGAGAGAGAGAGAGAGAGAGAGAGAGAGAGAGAGAGAGAGAGAGAGAGAGAGAGAGCAAGGGACUGGGGAAGGGAGGUCAACAGACCAAGAGAAGGAAGGAAGGAAGGAAGGAAGGGCGCUCGGAAAGGGAGGGGCCCCCAGGGAUCAGCUGGCAUGGACAUUCACAACAGAGGGACAUGCAGACAAAGGGAGAACAACAACAACAACAACAACAACAACAUUUGUAUCCUGCCACCAUCUCCCCCAGAGGGGACUCGGCGUGGCUCACAGAAAGAUCCCAUACAAAACAGGAACAAUAUACAAGACAGCAAUCAACAAGAAGCCCUGCUUGACUCUCAAGCCAAAAGUGGGUGGUAGAAAUCACAUGGUACAAAAGCUGACUGGCACAACCUGGGGAUCCCAACCAGGCCCUGGAAAGACAGGCGCUUGGCUCCUCUGCUGCUGAAUUCACAGGCCCAGUGGGGAAGACAUCUCACCACGUUCAAACAGUGGACGUGGCUCUUCAUGAGACAUGCCGCACCCUCACAGGAUGUCUGCGCCCCACACCACUGGAGAAAUGAUACUGUUGAGUCCCUCUGGGGAGAGAGGGCAGUCUAGAAAUGAAAUGAGGAAAUGUGAUUUUUGGCUGAGAAUUUCGGAGUAGAGCCUGUGGAGGGAUUUCCUUCCCUUGAAAGAAAGGAGAGGAAGGAAAAGCAUCUUGGAUACUGUUGGGUUCUUCACCAGAGUGGUUCCAACAUGGAGAGACCCAACUCACGUGGGCCUGAAGCAGGACCUGGGGGCAGUGGGGAAUCCUGGGAAAGAACCAGACAUGAGUCCCUGAGUGUGGACCUUGACAGCUCGGACACACAGCGCCAGCGCUUCAGGCAAUCCUCCUACCAAGAGGGUGAAGGACCCAGAGGGGUUUGCAGUCGUCUCCACGAUCUGUGCCGCCAGUGGCUGAAGCCAGAGCAGCACACCAAGGCCGAGUUGCUGGACCUGGUGACCCUGGAGCAGUUCCUGAGCAUCCUGCCCCCAGAGAUGGGGAGCUGGGUCCGAGAGUGUGGGGCAGAGACCUGUUCCCAGGCGGUGGCCCUGGCGGAAGGCUUCCUCCUGAGUCGGGCCGAGGACAAGGAGCAGGAAGGACAGGCCCAUAAUAACUCCAUGGAAGUCCCUGCACCAGAGGAAUCUCCACCAGACACCACCCAGAGUCUCAGGCAGAAGGAGCUGAAGCGGGAAGGAGACGGGGCUGCCGCCUUGCCGGGACUGCAGUUGUCACCUCUGAGGCCUGUUUCUGUGACCAGCUUUCCACCCCUUGCUCUCUCUCCAGGGUCUGGAAUGAUGCUGUGGCCGAAUCCUCAGCCGUUUCUCCCCCUUUGCGAUGGAGUGGGACUGAGUCAGACAAGAUUUAAGGCGUUUCCUUAGAAGUGAAAUACUGAAGGCACAAUUACAAGGAGGGGAAAAAAUGAAGAGAAAACUAAAGAAACCAGAAUGGAUGUUCAAAGAACUUUCAACGGAGCUAAGAUUUAAAAGGGACAUGUACAUGAAAUGGAAAGGGGAGGAUCACCAAAGAAUGUAAACGACUAAACAGCAUAAGCAUAAGUAGCAGAUCAUGAAGAAGGCCAUCUGGAAUCACUUAGAAAAAAUGCUGUAAUCACUGAAGGGCAAGAUGGGUUUCUCCAAAACAAGUCAUGCCAGACUAAUCUGUUUUUCAGUAGAGUUCCAAGCUUGGUAGAUGAAGGAAAUGCAGUGGGUGUAGCACAUCUUGCUUUCAGUAAGACCUUUGGAAAGGCCUCUCCUGGUUUUAUAAACAACUAGUAAAAAGUGGGCUGGAUAAUA